ACGCAUCCGAUGUACCUGCCUCCUGCAAAGCAUCAAUCAUCAUGAAUAUCUGAAAGCAUCUCAGUGGCAGAAAAUGGAUUCUAAGAGAAGUGUCAUUGCAUUAUCCUUCUUCAACAAAAUUGUUCGUCGGAGAAGAAGAUCUGUGCCGUCUUCUGAUCUCAUAUCCGUCAAAAAGGCAGCUGAAGCUGGGAAAUGCGCAUUCGGGGGAUCCCUGUGGACGCUUAUACCCUGAACAUUCUGAUUGAAGCCUUUUGUCUCUCAAAUCGGGUGAAUUGUGGGUUUUGUGUGCUUGGGAUGUUCUUCAAGUGUGGAAUUGAUUUCAAUGUGGUGACAUUCAGCUCCCUGAUCAAAGGUCUUUGUCGGGAAAAUAAGAUCGUUGAGGCCAUAGAGCUAUUCAAGAAGUUGGUUGGGGAGAAAGUCUGCCAAGUUGAUAAUUUCACUUAUGCUACACUUAUGAAGGGGCUUUGCAAGGCAGGUUAUACUCAAACUGCUCUUGAUUUACUCAUACUUAUGCAAAUGGAGGGGCCUCAGCCUAAUAACAUAGCAUAUAACAUUGUGAUUGAUUCUUUGUGCAAAGACGGAAUGGUAGAUAGGGCUCUUGGCCUUCUCCAUCAGAUGAUAGAAAGAGGGGUUUCCCCGGACAUCAUCACAUACAAUUCAUUGGUUCAAGGCCUUUGCAAUUUUUGCCGAUGGAAAGAGGAGGGGAAGUUGAGUGAAGCAGAAAGUGUUAUUGAACUCAUGAUUCAGAGAAACACUUAUCCUGAUGUGAUCACAUACAACACUUUAAUUGACGGGUAUUGCUUGCAAGGGCAGAUGGACAAUGCUCAGAGAGCUCUUGGUCAGAUGGUAGACAAAGGCAUUCAUCCCAACCUUAGGUGCUAUAACACAUUAAUUAACGGAUAUUGCAAAAGAGAAGCAAUCGAUGAGGCCAUGCUACUUUUUCAUGUAAUGCCUCAAAUGGGGCUCCAUCCUGAUGCUGUUACUUACACCAUGAUGUUGCAAGGGCUGUUUCUGGUGGGCCGAUGUGAUACUGCUUUACAUCUUUUUCGGGAAAUGCAACUUUCUCGGCAUAAACUAGAUUUUAACACUUACUGUGUCUUACUUACCGGUUUGUGUGAUAACAAGCAUAUUAAAGAGGCAUUGGCAGUCUAUAGUAAGUUAUGUUCCUACAGGAAUGAUUCUCAUGUUUUUGGUAAUAUCAUGAUUGAUGGGUUGUGCAAGAUGGGGCUUCUCAAUAUUGCACGUGGUGUAUUGAGUAACCUCGUGUUUAAAGGUCAACAAGUAGAUGGAUAUGCGUACAAUGCAAUGAUAAAUGGGCUCUGUCGAGAGGGAAAAGCAGAUGCAGCCCUAGACUUGUUGAGGAAAAUGGGUGAGACAGAUUGCUCGCCGGAUACUAUCACUUAUAAUGUUAUUUUGCAAGAGUUUGUGAGAGUUAAUAAACUGCACGAGGCAAAUUUGCUCUUGAAUGAAAUGGCUGGAGGCUCCGGUGGCUGCCAUGACGAACGAGGAAAGAUGCUUUAUAAGGGAAAACCUGUAGAUCUCACAUCAGAGCAAGAGGAGGUUGCAACAAUGUAUGCGGUGAUGCUAGAUACAGAUUCCAUGAACAAACCCCAAUUUAAAGAAAACUUCAUGAACGACUGGAAGAAAUUACUUGGAAGAAAUCAUGUGAUUCAGAGUUUGGAGCACUGCGAUUUUACCCCUAUAUAUGAGUGGCAUCAAAGAGAGAAGGAAAAGAAGAAACAGAUGAGUUCAAAAGAGAAAAAGGCUUUAAAAGAAGAGAAAAUGAAACAAGAAGAGAAGUAUACAUGGGCUAUCCUUGAUGGUGUUAAAGAAAAGAUUAAGUGUUACUUUCUGAAAAAAUGGGAUGACUGAGGAGAUGAGGGUGAUGAUUAUGAUUACCAAAUCAAACUACAUAUGUUGGAUUUUUUCAGUAUUCAAGAUGGGAUAGUGAUUACAACAACAUAACCCAGUGCCUCAACGGCUCCUGCUCAUUACUGGAGAACCGGGGUUAGAUCUAUGCGCAGCCUGACCCUAUGUUUAAAACACAGAGCGUCUGUUUCUAGAUGAUCAAUGAUAAUGGAAGUUCUAAACAACAAUUUAAAUAUCUUCUCAAUCAAUUUUAUACCGUCCACUGUUGCGUACAACAAAACAGUAUUCAAAAU
Molecule: messenger RNA, 2162 nt
Organism: Cuscuta campestris
Lineage: Eukaryota; Viridiplantae; Streptophyta; Magnoliopsida; Solanales; Convolvulaceae
Source: the annotation of a GenBank genome assembly